GUAGACGCUUCUUGGAGAUGCAGAUGGAGCAGGAUGAAGGAGCCCGUUGGACUUACGGCGAGCAGCGGGUAGCGGACGACCAGGUCCAGGCGUAUAAAGAUGAUACUAUCUUCGACUACAAGAGCAAUAAAAUUAUGUUGAACAACCACGAGUCUUUGGACUUCGACUUCGUUGCUCAGGUGGACCGGAGUAUCGAAACCAGCCUCCUGGCACCUGAUCCCGUGGCCACGCCGAUGAUGCUGAAUAUGAUGGCAAAGUCGUUGUCCAAGGAGCAAAUCGGAGGAGGUCCGCCAGCUCCUUCGGGCGCACAGCAGCUGCAACAGCUGUCCGCCCUCAGGAUGGGAUUCGAGGCGAAGAUUAAGGAAGUUGAGUUUCUGGAGGAGCAACUGGAGUUGUCAAAGGACCGCGAGG
Molecule: messenger RNA, 411 nt
Organism: Amoebophrya sp. A120
Lineage: Eukaryota; Dinophyceae; Syndiniales; Amoebophryaceae
Source: the annotation of a GenBank genome assembly